AUGUUGCCGAAGUUUUUCCAGCGCAUUAGCCGCUGUGAGUCGGUUUACGAUGUGAUUUACGUGAAAUAUUUGCUGUACAAGUUUUUCGGUUUUACGAUUUUCACCGUUGAUGGACGGCCCCAGGACGGGAAGGUCAAGCUAACGGCUUGGGACGUGUUUUCGCUGGUGCGAGUGCUGGCGAUGGAGGCGGUGGUGUUUUACGUGUCCUACACGACGUUGCAGUCGCGGGCGAGCACCGGAUCGAGCAUCCUGGACAACGGCACGCGGUACACUUUUGUGGGGGGGAGUUUGUACAUUUCGCUGGUGACGCUGCUGAACUAUCGCCGGUACCAGGGCGUGUGGAAGAUCUUCGCCGAAAUAGAUCGGUUUGAUGGGAGGGCUAAACAAAUCAACGCACCCGUUGAUCAGAGAACGCAACAGAUUAGAAUCCUUCAAUCGAUCGCCGGUCUUAUAAUAAGUUUUGUACUCAUUACCAUCUCCGGCAUAGCUAUGGUAUUCUGGUCCGAAGAAACUUCAAUCUACCGGUGGUCAAUUCCUGUAUCAGUUAUAUUUUUCAACAUUCCCUUCUUACUGAUGCAGCACCAAGUCCUGAUAGUGACCUACCUAGUCUACUACCGCGUUCAACACCUUAACGCCACCUUCGAGGUCCACUUCAUUCCCCAAAAAGAACCAACCCUGGUGAUCCUCGCAGAACUUCCUGCACCCCGUUCAAUCCACGACAAACCCACCAUCUUGCACAACCUAGUUAUCCAAUGGGACGAGAUCCGGCGCAUCGUUCAACGCAUCAGCAACGAGUUCUACGCCCAGCUGAUAUUCGUGGUGCUCGUGUCGAUCAUGAUCGUGACGUUCAGCUUGUUCGCCCUGUACCGGGCGUUCCUCACCGGGGAUCGCGUUCAGAUGGUGCGAGCUCUGAUGUACAUGGAGUGCGACGUGUUCUACCUGGUGAUGCUGGUACUGUUCACCUGGUCGGCUGAUGGGAUCAAACGGGAGGCCGUGAAAACUGCCGUUUUGGCGCACAAAGCCCUCCGAGAGUUGGAAAACGAGCGCGUUCAGGACGAUCUGCUGCUGUUUUCGCAAAUGGUCAACCAUCAGGUGCCGGUUAUCGAUUGUGGCGUUUUCCGGUGUGAUUGGAAGCUGGUCUUAUCGCAUCGACGGCAUCACGGAAUCGGCCACAAAGGCGGGGACUAA
Culex quinquefasciatus (southern house mosquito) is the source of this 1188-nucleotide messenger RNA. RefSeq lists its product as uncharacterized. The transcript has 3 exons. Gene Ontology annotation, cellular component: dendrite; membrane; axon. NCBI's taxonomy places the organism in Eukaryota, Metazoa, Arthropoda, Insecta, Diptera, Culicidae. Gene Ontology annotation, biological process: sensory perception of taste. The coding region runs from base 1 to 1188 and encodes 395 amino acids. The record is from RefSeq and is a predicted model, not a curated record.